AUGAGCAAGAAAUCACAUCAAGAUCACGGCAUCGAUGCGGCCCCAAGCGUGGACGAAGGCCAGCUCGCUGCCGAGAAGCAGAUGCGAGAUAUUGGCGCAGAGUUGUACCUUGAAGUGCAGCAGUAUUCGAGAGAAGAGCUAGAUUCGGAAAGGAAAGUUGUGUUGAGGAAGAUUGAUUGGGUUAUCAUGCCGAUGAUAUGCUUCACGUACAUGAUCCAGUUCUUGGACAAGCUCAGCUUGAACUAUGCUUCAGCAUACACCCUCAUUCCGGAUCUUGGACUCCAAGGUCAACGCUACAGCUGGGUAGCUGCCAUCUUCAACUUUGGCUAUCUCUUUUGGGCAUUGCCAGCAAAUUACUUGAUUCAACGUCUCCCCGUCUCUAAAUAUACGGGAUCUAUGAUUCUCGUAUGGUCGCUUCUCCUGCUCUGUCACGUUGCGGCGAAGAACUAUGCUGGAAUGCUGGCCCUACGAUUCCUGCUCGGCAUGUUUGAAGCGAGCAUCAGUCCGGCUAUAAUGAACAUCGUUUCAAUGUUCUACACCCGCGAAGAACAGCCCUUAAGGAUGUGCGUUUUCCUAGCGUUCAACGGCAUGGCCACGAUGGUGGGCGCACUGUUGGGCUACGGCCUUGGCCAUGCGCACGGUACCAGUCUGAAGACAUGGCAACUCAUCUUUCUCGUCAUCGGACUCAUCAACUUCGUAUGGAGCUGGGUUUUCCUCUGGGUGAUGCCGGACUCGCCUUCAUCCGCAAAGUUCCUCACCCACAAGCAGCGUAUCGUUGCCAUCGACCGCAUUGCCUCCAACAUGAUCGGCGUCAAAACCAAGCAGUUCCAGCCGCGACAAGCUCUCGAGGCAGCUCUUGACAUCAAGGUCCACUGUCUCAGUCUCAUAGCGCUUGGAUGCGGCGUUGUUAAUGGCGGGGUUUCCAACUUCGCCUCCUCGUUGAUCAAAGGAUAUGGGUUCUCCGGCAUCAAUGCCACGCUCCUGCAACUGCCCACCGGCGCUUUCGAGUUCUUCCUAGUCCCGCUAUGCGGCGUUGCAGCGUCCUACUUCAAGAACACGCGCUGCCUGCUCCUCGCACUGAUUUGUCUCCCACCGCUUGGCGGUCUCAUUGGCAUCCGCCUCACGUCGCUCUCUCAACGCUGGACGCUCGUUGGCUGUACAUGGCUCCAGUACCUGAUCGGCGGUCCGGUCAUCUUAUCCUGGAAUCUCCUUACUACAAACAUAUCUGGGCAUACGAAGCGCAGCACCGCCAACGGGCUAUGGUUCGUGUUUUACGCGGCCGGAAAUAUUGCGGGAGCGAAUAUAUUCUUUGCGAGAGAGGCGCCAAGGUAUUACUCUGCGCUGACCGGACUUAUCGCUUGCUAUUGCGGGAUGGUGGUUGUAGCGGGAUUCUUGGGGGGCUGGAUGGCGUGGGAAAAUAAGAGUAGGGAUCGGAAGUAUGGACAGGGAGAGGAUGAGAGGGCCAUUGUGGAGGGUUUUGAGGACAAGACGGAUAAGGAGGCGACGCAUUUUAGGUAUGCUUUGUGA
Paraphaeosphaeria sporulosa is the source of this 1527-nucleotide messenger RNA. Its product is annotated as MFS general substrate transporter. The coding region runs from base 1 to 1527 and encodes 508 amino acids. The record is from RefSeq and is a predicted model, not a curated record. Gene Ontology annotation, biological process: transmembrane transport. Gene Ontology annotation, molecular function: transmembrane transporter activity. The transcript is spliced from 2 exons. Lineage: Eukaryota; Fungi; Ascomycota; Dothideomycetes; Pleosporales; Didymosphaeriaceae. Gene Ontology annotation, cellular component: membrane.